Messenger RNA from Eurytemora carolleeae, 1486 nucleotides. RefSeq names its product retinol dehydrogenase 13. Lineage: Eukaryota; Metazoa; Arthropoda; Copepoda; Calanoida; Temoridae. The record is from RefSeq and is a predicted model, not a curated record. Bases 91 to 1062 code for a protein of 323 amino acids. The transcript is spliced from 13 exons.
CACCAUUAUAUUGAGGGUUACAAUGAUGCCAAUAGAGUCCCUUUACAGGAUCUGAGGCAUUUUGUGAAAUAAAUUUUUAUUGCUAGAAAAAUGGAGUUAGCAACACUGAUAGAAACUAUUCAAGCACAAUUUCAGAGUGGUUUACAGUUGGGAGUAGAAUCCGUGAAAGGAGUUCUCUGCGCGAAAACUCCUACUCUACCGAACACUAGGUUGGAUGGGCAGGUAGCUGUGGUGACCGGAGCAAACUCUGGGAUUGGUUUAGAAACUGUUUGGGAACUCUCUAAGCGUGGGGCUAAGGUGAUUUUGGGUUGCAGAGACCAACUGAAAGGAGAGGCAGUUGCUAGGGAGCUGAGCAAGGCCGGGGGGAAGGCGGUGUUCCUGAAGCUAGAUCUUGCCUCCUUCAAGUCUGUUGAAGAGUUCUGUUCAACAAUUAUCAAGGGCGAACCCUCCAUUGAUAUACUAGUAAACAAUGCUGGUGUCUUUACUACUGAGAAAACUUUAACAGAAGAUGGAUACGAACUCCAGUUUCAGGUCAACCAUCUGAGUCACUUCCUGCUGACAAACCUUCUAUUGGAUAAAAUUAAGGCUCAGGAUGGGGGCAGAAUCAUCAAUGUUUCCAGUGUAGCACAUUGGCUGUCUAUUGGCAUCCCAACUGACGUUAACUGGGAAAUGGUUAGGUACAACGGUAUCCUUGCUUACUCCAAUACAAAGCUUGCCAACGUGCUAUUCUCAACUGAGCUGGCUAAACGAUUAAAAGGAUCCCCUGUAAGUGUGUACAGCCUGCACCCUGGCGGUGUAUCUACGAACUUGGGCAAAAAUAUUCCUCAAAUUCUUCCUGAGCAAGUAACCUCGGCUCUAGCCGCAGCCUUCUCCUGGGUCGCUAAGACUCCUGAGCAAGGUGCCCAAACCUCCUUGUACUGCUGCCUUACUCCCAACCUACCUAACGGAUAUUACGAUAAUAUGCGACGAGGCUGGAUGAGCCCCCUGGGUGAAAACCUCGAUAUGUCAAACACACUCUGGAAGCUGAGUGAGGACCUUGCAGGCUUUAAAACUAAAAUUUAAACUUCUUGAGACAUGCAAUUUUAUUUGAUAUAUGAAAAUGUAAUUUCACAUAAAUAAAAAUUUCUGGAAAAGAUCAGAAACGUUAAAUAAUCUGUUGCAGUGCUUUAUAAACUCUAAAGUAUGUUUACUUUAUUAAAAAAAAUUGUACUUCCCCAAUAAAUCACUGCAUUCUUUUUAGAAAGCCUUAUGUAUUCUUUUUUAAAAUAAAUUUUAUAACUUUUCUUUUACAUCUUUUACACACCCAUGUUUAAAAAAGCCUAUUGUUAAAAUUAAAGAGAAAAAAUCUGUUAAACACUUUCUUUGAAAAAAAACGGUCCUGUACUCUCUGUUAAACAAUUUUCUGAGUCUUCUUUCAUCAACUUCCUAUAAUAUUUCUGCAAAAGCCAUUAUAGUGUUCAAUAUUAAAUAAAAAUUUAUAAUUUUG